Rubroshorea leprosula is the source of this 2563-nucleotide messenger RNA. The record is from the annotation of a GenBank genome assembly. NCBI's taxonomy places the organism in Eukaryota, Viridiplantae, Streptophyta, Magnoliopsida, Malvales, Dipterocarpaceae.
UCUUUACCCAACCGACUCCCAUUAACUCUACACCUCCGCUCCUGCUAUUUGGCAUACCAAGACACCGUCGCCGCGUUCUUCGCAUUCGCUGGCUUACACACUAUUGGCUUGGUCGUUUCCGGUGCUCCUCCGUCGGUUCCAGUGGAUAGUAGGGUACUAUAAAAAGGAUGAGUUUGAGAGGAGGGCGUGGCAAGCCUUUUGCUGUUGGUCGUGACAAUGGUCAGUCUUCCAAGGGGAAAAACAUCUCUGAUGUCUCCAUCCCCAAAGUUGAGCAGUUGAGUCAGCAUGUAGCAGACACUAGUUUGGAUUCUUCGCAAGAUGGUGAUGGAUGGGAGGUUAUUUCAAGGAAGUCUAAGAACAGAGCUGGAAGCAGUGCUGCAAAACCUUGGGGUUCUCACAAUUCAAAUCCUAAGCCAUGGGGAGGCGUGAGGAGCCACAAUGGUUCAGGAAGAGCCUCUGGCAAUGCCUGGGGGACACAGAUCACUGAUUCUAAGAUGGCUAGUGGUAGAGGGAAUGCAAGACCUCAGAUAUCCAACAGGACUUUUGAGAAUUAUCUGGCCCCACAUUCUGUCAUUCCACCUCCCCUGGAGCAGGGAUGGAACUGGCAAUCUAGAGCUGGUUCUGCUCCAUCAAAGGGUCUAGAAGAUGGUCAAGGAAAAGAUAGGGUGCAUUUUGAUGACCAAAAGGAAGAUGAUGUUGAUGAGGUGGAUGAUGAUUCUGAUGCUGAUGCCAUAGAUGAUUCUGAUGAUGGGUUUCUGAGUGAUGAAUUUGAUUCAGAUGCUAGCCAAAAGAGCCAUGGGACCAGAAAGAAGAACAAAUGGUUUACAAAAUUUUUUAAUGAUCUGGAUAGUCUGAGUGUUGAGCAGAUUAAUGAAACAGAAAGGCAGUGGCAUUGUCCAGCAUGCCAAGGUGGUCCAGGUGCCAUUGAUUGGUAUCGGGGUCUUCAACCUCUGAUGACACAUGCCAAAACAAAAGGAUCAAAAAGGGUGAAGCUUCACCGUGAACUAGCAGAACUUCUUGAUGAGGAAUUGCGCAGAAGGGGUGCCUCAGUUGUUCCAGCAGGUGAAGCUUUUGGGAAAUGGAAGGGCCUAAAAGAUGAGGAAAGAGAUUUUGAAAUAGUCUGGCCCCCCAUGGUUGUCAUAAUGAACACAAGGCUUGACAAGGAUGAUAAUGAUAAGUGGGUUGGGAUGGGAAACCAGGAGCUUCUUGAGUACUUCAGUGCAUAUGCUGCUGCAAAGGCUCGUCACUCAUAUGGUCCACAGGGGCAUCGUGGUAUGAGUGUUCUGAUAUUUGAGAACUCGGCAAGGGGUUAUUAUGAAGCGGAGCGUCUGCAUAAGCACUUUGCUGAGCAAGGUACACAUAGGGAGGCCUGGAAUCGCAAUCAUCCUGUCUUAUUCCUUCCUGGUGGAAAGCGCCAGCUUUAUGGUUUCAUGGCUACAAAGGAAGACCUGAAUUUCUUCAACCAGCAUUCACAAGGCAAAUCUAGGCUGAAAUUUGAAAUGAGAUCCUACCAAGAGAUGGUUGUUAAGCAAAUGCGGCAAAUGGCUGAGGAUAACCAGCAGCUAAUUUGGUAUAAGAACAAGGUAGCUAGAGAGCAAAGGGCUAAAGUUGCUUUAGAAGACUCUUUGGGAUUAGUGAGUGAGAAGCUUAGAAAGACUAUGGAGGAGAACCGUAUUGUCAAACAAAGGACCAAAAUGCAGCAUGAAGAGAACAAAGAAGAGAUGGAUAUGCAAGAGCAAUUUUUCAAAGAACAAAUCAAAUACAUGCACGAGGCAAGAGAUGCUAGGGAGGAAGAAUUUGAGAAGCUGCAGCAGCUAGAGCGUGAGAAGGUCAAGCAGUUGAACCCUAAUCCUUCAAAUACUGAGGAAUACAUGCGCAGGGCACAAGAAAUUGAAAAGUUCAUAAAGUUUCAAGAUGAAGAAAUGGAAGCCUUUGUGUCUGAGAGGGAUGAACUGAUUAAGAUGCAUGAAGGCAAGAUGGCUGAGAUGAGGAAGAGGCACCUGGAAGAAGAGGUUGCACUGGAAAAGGAGUUUGAUGAUGGAUUAAAUCAGCUGAUGGAGAAGUACAUGCCAAAAUCGAAUGGCUCGCGGCUGACCACUGCAUAGAUUCUAAUGGUAAUAUGGUAGGGAAACACUAAUCCAUCUAGAAAAUUCAGCAGACUUAUAAUCUUAGUUUACAGAAGCUUUUGGAGAUAAAUGGCUUUCUCCGCCUGAAUUACACAGAAAAUAUACCAGAGGAUGGGCAUAUCUUUAGUUUUUCCGUAGCCGUUACCAGACUUCUGUAUCUGAUCUGAUGCUAACUCUGUGACUCCUGCAAACACCAACUUUGCCAAGCAAUAAAAGACGAGACUUUUAUAUCCUGUUAUAUUUGAUGUCUUGCAUUUGCAUUUCACCAUUUUCUGGCUUGAGUUGAAUGAAAACCUUAUUACUAAAGGAUUAACAAAAAUGACUCCCAAAUGUACUGACUGGGUGAUUUUAACAUACUUGUUGCCCUUUCGUCGGUCACCUGAAAUCGGUAAAGAGGGAGCUAUUCUGAUUUAGCACAAUAGAAGAAGAUACGCAUU